This is a messenger RNA of Cokeromyces recurvatus, 1536 nucleotides long. Its product is annotated as retinal pigment epithelial membrane protein-domain-containing protein. Gene Ontology annotation, biological process: carotene catabolic process. The transcript has 5 exons. NCBI's taxonomy places the organism in Eukaryota, Fungi, Mucoromycota, Mucoromycetes, Mucorales, Mucoraceae. Gene Ontology annotation, molecular function: carotenoid dioxygenase activity. The record is from RefSeq and is a predicted model, not a curated record. The annotation marks the transcript as partial.
GUAGGUCCUUGUACUUAUGAUAUCAAAUAUAGUCGUAAAGUGGAAAUGGAUGGUGAAUUACAAAAUGUUACUGCUAUCUACACAUUUGGACAUUGGUUUGAUGCACUUCCAUUAGUGAAUCGAUUUGAUUUAAAUGGUCAAAGGAAUUCAGUUACUUUUCGAAAUAAAUCAACAAGUAAAAGGAUGGUAGAGAAGAUUCGAUCUCAUCAUGGAUAUGCACCUCAGCAUCCUGCUGGUCUUUACAUGUCAAAUACAAAUCAAACUGUUCUUUCAAAAUUCUUAGGGAAUUCCGCAAAGCCAGCAAAACCGGAUGCCGAGCCAUGUAGUGCACGUGUCUUGACUCAUAUUCCAGGAUUAGAAGGAAGAUUAUUUGCACAAAAUCAUGCUAAUCAUGGCACAAGUUCUUGUCCUAAUGGUCAAUUUGAUGCUCGAACUGGAGAAUAUAUCAAUUUCGUAAUGGAUGUAGGAUAUCAAUCUGUCAAAUAUCAUUUCUUUUCCAUUUCAGAUAAAAAUCCAAAAGGUUCUAUCAUUGCUUCUAUUACAGCUCCUAUGGCAUAUGUGAAUACAUUCUCCAUCACUUCCAAGUAUAUCAUUUUUGUUAUUUGCCCUCUAUUGGCCAAUACAAGUGGUGUAAAAUACAAUUGGAACGAAAGUAUCAUGGAUUCAUUUUCUUUUAAAUCUUCUGAACCUACUUUGUUUUAUGUAAUUUCUCGAGAAAAGGGAGAGAUAACAGCCGUUUAUCGUUCAGAUCCUUGUUUUGUCUUUAAUCAUAUCAAUGCAUAUGAAGAACAAGAUACUGUAUUUGUGGAUAUGAUUUGUUACCCAGAUGAUACCAUUGCACGUCAACUUACUACACAUUAUCUUCGUCAUCCACAAGAAAUGAAGCCAUCUCGUCUUGUAGCAUCUGAAGUAAGACGAUAUGUAUUAACCAAUAUAGAAGAAGAGCAUAUCAAUUAUAUGGCCAACUAUAAUAAUAUAUCCAAGACACCCAUUAAAAAUCGUCUUUCAUCCGUCUUUAGUAUGUUUUCAAAUAAGAAAUCGACCCAGCCUGAAGAAAAUAAUACAUCUUCUUAUUAUAGUGAAACGACAGCCAAUAAAUGGUAUUCUUGGAUACCGAUUGCUUCCUUUAAUAAACGUAUUCAACCCUCUAUUGAAUUACCACAAAUAAAUCCUAAUUACAAAAUGCGCCCAUAUACCUUUAUGUAUGGUCUUGGAUUUUCAGCUUCGAGUUCACUAAAGGAAGGUGCUAUUUGGGACAGUAUUGUAAAAACAGAUAUGAAUACAAAACAAAUUGUUGGCUCUUGGCAUGAAGACUUUUGUUAUCCAAGUGAAGCUAUCUUUAUUCCAAGACCUUCUAAAGGGGCUGAAGAUGAAGUCAAAGAAGAUGAAGGUGUCCUGGUAAGUGUCGUAAUGAACUCAGCAAAGGCAACUUCAUUUUUAUUGGUCUUGGAUACAACCACGAUGGAUGUCCUUGCUACAGUGAAUUUGGAAAGAUUAAUUCCCAUCAGCUUUGCUCAUGGCUCUUAUCGACUUUAA